CAAAACAUUUAGGCCUGACCUAGGCUAGGGUAUUACUUUACGCUGACGCAUUUAGUCAACAAAGUAGAGAUUAUCAUGCCUAUUCUGGGACCAAUCCUCUUUUAGAUCUUGUAAGAAUGGAAAUGGAUUCCACAUUUAUAUAAUUAAUUAUUCCACAUUUCACUCAGGUUUCAAUGGAGCAGAAGGCCGGAUGGAAUCUUGCGGUGAUGGUAAUUAUGACCAACACACACAAAUAUGCUGCGGCGGCCAAGUCGAGAGGCAGCCAUCGACAGCGGUAGGGACCAGGGCCUGCUGUGGAGGGACAGUGAGUGGAACACAUUACUUCCAUGGGCAACAGAUAUGCUGUGGUAACACCUUGAGAAACAUAACACCUGAUCUGCAGUGCUGCAACAGUCAACAGUUCUACAAUGAAACCACCCAAACUUGCUGUGGCGCAGAGGUUGUCGAUAUGUCAGAAGGCAAAGUAUGCUGUCCUGGCCCCAAUAACAGAUUACAAGGUUUCCCAGGAUUUGGUGGUGACCCCAAGUGCUGCGGAAUCAGCGGUCCCUACUAUCCAGAGAGGGAGCUCUGCUGCGAGGUUGGAAGAGAACGAUCCAUAAUCCGAGAGAGACCGAGUGGGCGGGAGAUGGAGUGCUGUGGUUUAAACAGCAUGGAUGCUUCCACUCACAUGUGCUGCAAUAUGGAGCAAAUACAGAGGGAACCUCUCUUAGAAUGUUGUGGAAGUGGCACCUACAAUGUGACCACAGAAAUAUGCUGUAAGGGGGUUGCUGUUCCAAGAGGUCUAAAUGGUGGAUAUGAGUGUUGCGGCGUACAGGCGUACAAUCCAGAGAAUGAAUUCUGCUGUUUUGGUGCAAUACGCGGCCUUGGACAAGGAAAAUGCUGCACUGGAGCUCGCGAGAACUUUUCAGCAUACCAACCGGGUAAGCAGUCCUGUUGCAAUCCCGAGGUCAGUUCCAUUCCAGAGAUUUCUGGCAUCCAACAGUGUUGCGGAAAGAAAGCUUACCUGACUUCAUCCAAGAUGUGUUGUAAAGAAAACCUUGUUGACAGAGAAGAAGACCUUGAAUGCUGCGGAAGUGAUACCUACAACACGAGGACCCAUCUAUGUUGCCAUGACAGCAUACUACUAAAGCGUACUACUACUGACCAAUGCUGCGCUUCUCUGCGUUUUGACCCUACCACCCACACAUGCUGUGGGCAACAAGUUGUAUCAUCAGUUGGAAAAUGCUGUCUACUGACCGCAGACACGUUUGGGGUGUAUAAUGAGAGACAAACCUGCUGUGGGGUUAUGGAUUGGAAUGCUUCGACUUAUACUGGACAUAUUUAUGAUGUACCUACGUCACCCCAUUUAUGUUGUGGUGCUCAGCUUCAGGGAGCAGACCAGCUCUGUGAAAAAAAUGUGCUGAUUGAGAAGAGCAAUUUAAACCAUGAUGAAGUCUGCUGGUACUACAAUGGCGAUGAUGAAAUGACGUACACGACAUUCAACAAGGAGCAGACAUACUGUGACAUUCGGGAUGGUGUGACUGCCAUUUCUCCCGGUCAUCAGUUGUGCGGAAGUGGAACUUAUAACCCUGAAAGUCAACUGUGUUGCGAUAACCACAUCCAUGACAACGCUGACAAAGCUUGCUGUGGUUUCAACGCCUAUGACAAGAGCUCGCAAUCCUGCCUCCUUGGAAAUGUCUUUGAUGAUAUUCCUGAAAUAUAUGCAGGGAAAUGCCGUGAUAAAGCAUUCAACAACCAAACUGACACAUGCGACGUAAAUUUCGAAAUCCGUCCUAUAAGCGAAGUGGAGGAAUAUCCCGAGAGAUGCGGGACCGAACCAUUCAACCCGGUCGAUCAUGAAUGCUGUAAUAGGGAGCUGAUAGGGCCUGGUUUCACCUGCUGUGGGGGGAUCCGUGCUUGGGACACUCCAGGAACAAGCCUAGGAGAAGGGAAGUGUUGCAAAUCAAGUGAUGGGUCAUCCAAGGGCUACAACGACCAGACACAUAUCUGCUGCCAAGGAGAGGUUCAUGUCAAGAGUGGACAAGCAGAAUGCUGUGGCUCAGACGCCUAUGAUCCUGCAGACGCUAGCUCCAUGUGCUGUGGAGAUCGCCUCUACGCCGUCACUGGAGGAAAGACUGAAUGCACAGGGACCUCUCCUCACCGGUCGGACCAGAUUGUAUGCGAUGGGGUUGUUCAUCCAGCUUCUCCUGACAAAGUAUGCUGCGGGAAGAGUCUAAUCAACCUGGAUAACCAUGUAUGCUGUGAACAUAUUCCAUACAUAAAAGAAAGCCAAGACACACAGUGCUGUGGAAAAGUAUCCUAUGACCGGUCAAACAAAACCUGCUGUGGGGUGUCCCUCUACAAAAGCCUAGCCACGGAGCAACAAUGCUGCGGCAAUAUGUACUACGACAUCAGCGAUGAGGUGUGCCAUCAGACCGGGGAAGACCUGUAUGUCUUCAGGUCAGAUGACGCAGACAUGGUGUGCAGCGAGGGAACCUACAAUUCCACCAAGCAUACAUGCUGCCAGGGUAUUCUCCAUAAGCACAUCGCCAACGGACAGUGUUGCGGCAACAGCGUGGUGCGUAAUCUCGAUGAGGAGGUGUGCUGUGGCGGGGAGGUAAAGCGAAGGGAAGGCAGACACACGGAAUGCUGUGGAGGCCGCAUGUUCAAUCCCAAUGUGUAUCAGUGCUGUGGCAGGAGGAUCAUGCCAAUCUACUCUAGCUACCGGCAGUGCUGCAAUGAUCAGAUUAUUCCAGCAAUAAAAGAGUGUGUAGGUAACUAGAUAAUGUAGGUAAUUCAUAAAGAUAACCUCUCUUUACCACUGACAAAUUAUUCCCCUUUCCUUUUCAGUCUCUAACUUUUGCCCCCAUUCAUAUACCUUAUUAAUUACCCGUAGUAUAGCUCAUUCGGUCUGACUUGGUCGUAUUUCAAUGUAUUAAAUUCUUAAAUGAAUUGCAUUUAUCUUAUUUGACAUUACUGAAAAUGUAUUUUCUAUUUAUUAUUUUUAUUUCAUGUAUUACUUUAAUGUUGCCAUUAAAAAAUAUUCUUUACUGGAAUAACCACUGUUCUGUAUCUAGAGUGAAUGUAAAUAAUCUAAUAUUUAUUUAUGAAAUUGUAAUGUAUGAUAAUACAUGUUUCAUAUUUAUAGCCGACAUUCACAUAUUAUUGGCACAUAUUCACUGUGCUUUCAUUCUGUCAAAUGUAAUUUCAGAUUGAAUUUCUAUUCAUCGUACAGCUGCCUUAUUACCAAUUCACGGCAUAAAUAAUAAAAUUCAAUCAGUAUUUAACCCUCAUUCCUUCUAAAGGAAUAAUUAUUCAAAGAAUAAAAUGCUCAAUACCUUGAUGUUUUGUAUUUUUUAAAGUUAUGUACAUGUAUUUUCAUUAAUAGAAAGGAUAGAGCACAUAAACUGCAAGAAACUGAAUGUAUUUGUGUAUAUUAGUGUUUGGAAGGUAAAAAAUGUUAAUCCAAUUUAUCUUGUCGAAGUAUAGUAGUUCAGUACUGAAGCAGUAUAUGUAAGUGAAAUUAGAUUUCUGUUUCAUUUAAAGGUCAUAUUUAUUUUGUGAUGAGAAUUCUAUCAGAAAUAGUGUAUGUUUCGAAUAUUUAUACUGUAAGUCUGAAAAGUAUACAUGUAUUUAUCUAUUUAUUUGCAUAAAGAUGCAAAAUACUCACUUAUAAGAGAAUUUAUUCAUUAUUAUCCUGUAUGUCAAAUUGACAUGUAUUUAAAUUUGUCUAGUAUUGAAAUACAUGUAUGUCUGAAUAUACCAGUGUUCCGCCACUACAGUGUAGUGGUGGACUCAUGGAAGAAUAAAAAACCAAUAACUCGCUAUCAGUAGCUUGUUUAAAUGUGUAUAGGCCAUUCAUAGGCCAACCUAUGUAGAGAAUUAUUGGAGCUCAGUUGAAUGACCUUCCAAGUUUGGUAGCAAAGAAUAAUGAUAUUGUAGUUUGAGUAUGAAAGAUGUCGAUAGAAUUUGCUAUCAUUUUUAAGAGUUCCUGGAAAGGAAUCUUGAUUUCCCUUAACAUAGAGUUAGCUUAUCCAUAGCAUUUCAAACACAAGUAUUUUACAUCUUUUGUUUAGUAACAUAUGAGAAAAUAAUAUAUGUCCUUGCUGUCUUACACGCUUUGAUGCCAUCAUUCUCAUUAUUGAGUAUUGACUUUCAAUUUGAAUUUUGUUUCACUCAUGGAACAUAAUGAUAUUAAAAAUGUAUUUAGACAUUCAUUCUGACUAUAUUUAGUGUAAAUGAAAAGGUACUCUUUAGAGUCCAAUAUUCCUCUGGAAAAUGAUGCAUGCAUGCUUUAAAUAUAACAAAAUAUAGUUCUGAUAAAUUUUCUGUUUCGUCUUUUGCUGAAACUCAAUUUACUUCAGAAGACAUAUUAUUAUUAAUAUGUUGAUGUGCAAGAACAAAAUAUAUACAUGCAUAUGUAUAAUACACAAUGACCCUUUGUGAUAUUUGUACAGCACAGCAUCAGAUUUCAAUGAUCUUUCAAGAACUUCAAAGUUAUGAAACUAGACAACUUGGUUAUUCAUAUGAAGAUGAACAGCUCAUGUUAUGAUGUGAUGGUUAAUUGGUUUCCCCAAUCUUUCCCUAAUUACCAUUACUUAAAGGCCCACUGCACUAAUGGUAGCUACUUGC
Molecule: messenger RNA, 4611 nt
Organism: Strongylocentrotus purpuratus (purple sea urchin)
Lineage: Eukaryota; Metazoa; Echinodermata; Echinoidea; Camarodonta; Strongylocentrotidae
Exons: 11
Coding region: 191-2761 (856 amino acids)
Source: RefSeq, a predicted model, not a curated record